Messenger RNA from Paraglomus brasilianum, 654 nucleotides. NCBI's taxonomy places the organism in Eukaryota, Fungi, Glomeromycota, Glomeromycetes, Paraglomerales, Paraglomeraceae. The record is from the annotation of a GenBank genome assembly.
AUGCCCUUCCGUCUCGGCAGAAGACGCAAUGAUUCAGGUUCUACUGGAUCAUUCUCCACUGCUACACCUCCCGGCACACCACGAGAUAAAGUCGCCUUUGAUUUGAAGGACGACAGUAAUCCCAACGACAUCACUGCAGAACCCGAAGAAAUUGAAAAAGAUGACCAUGAACAAGUGACGCCAACUGCCACCGCAUCUUCAACAUCCUUCUCCGAUUUACCUACAACACUCAAACCCGACUGGGCGGAUGAUAUCCCACCCGACACCACGGAUGAUUCUUCACAAAGCAGAACCCGACGGAAACUAAUGCUUCGCGAUGAAGAGCCUAAUAUACAAACUGAUAGGGAGGCAAAAAUUACUGAUGGACAGUUUCAAAAAUGGUACGAGAAUGGAGAGCUGAACGUGUUUGGUUACAUUGUAAUUAUCAAUAGCGGUCGUAAUAACAUAUCUUUCGUUAUCACGUUUUAUAGGGGAUCUGGUGGACUCGAUCUCUGGUGGGCCCGUGACUUUGGCAGAUGGAGAAAUCACGACCUUUGCGUCAUUGUUACAGUUAAUCACGGUCUAGUAAAACGUAAAGGAUUUACAAUGGAGGAUUUGGAAGGAUUGGAUAUCCUAAAGAAAGCCUGGCGAAAGGCUAUUGGGUCACGUGAAUAA